Messenger RNA from Symphalangus syndactylus (siamang), 3467 nucleotides. RefSeq names its product NAD(P)H quinone dehydrogenase 1 (gene NQO1). Gene Ontology annotation, molecular function: NAD(P)H dehydrogenase (quinone) activity. The record is from RefSeq and is a predicted model, not a curated record. NCBI's taxonomy places the organism in Eukaryota, Metazoa, Chordata, Mammalia, Primates, Hylobatidae. Gene Ontology annotation, cellular component: cytosol.
GAUCCCUGGACUCUCUUGGGACAACUUCCACCCUGCAUCCUCUUGCACCUCGGGGCACAGUGCGCAAGUGGGCUUGCCUUAGCCCCUCCAGCCAGAUUUUUUUUUUUUUUUUUGAGACAGAGUCUCGCUCUGUUGCCCAGGCUGGAGUGCAGUGGCGCGAUCUCGGCUCACUGCAAGCUCCGGCUCCCGGGUUCACGCCAUUCUCCUGCCUCAGCCUCUCUGAGUAGCUGGGACUACAGGCGCCCGCCACCACGCCCGGCUAAUUUUUUGUAUUUUUAGUAGAGACGGGGUUUCACAGUGUUAGCCAGGAUGGUCUCGAUCUCCUGACCUCGUGAUCCGCCCGCCUCGGCCUCCCAAAGUGCUGGGAUUACAGGCUUGAGCCACCGCGCCCGGCCCCCAGCCAGAUUUUUGAGGCCUCUGUCACACACCCCCACAAGCCCCUCCCCCAGCCCUCAGAGACUUUUCUUGACUUCCACCAGUUGCUAGGUGAGAGUGGAGAAGCCCCUCCUUCAUCCCCCAGGCUCCCUUCCUUCCUGGAGCUGCAGCCUCGGCAUCCUCCGCCCAGCACCCCAGGAUUCAGGCGGUGGGUCCCGCCCUUGUAGGCUGUCCACCUCAAACGGGCCGGGCAGGAUAUAUAAGAGAGAAUGCACCGCGCACCACACACGCAACUCCUGCGCUGUUGCAGCCGGAGCCGCCCAGCCCACCGAGAGGCUAGUUCCGGCCAGGGUCGCCCCGGCAACCACGAGGCCAGCCAAUCAGCGCCCUGAACUGCACCAGAGCCAUGGCCGGCAGAAGAGCACUGAUCGUACUGGCUCACUCAGAGAGGACAUCCUUCAACUAUGCCAUGAAGGAGGCUGCUGUAGCAGCUUUGCAGAAGAAAGGAUGGGAGGUGGUGGAGUCAGACCUCUAUGCCAUGAACUUCAAUCCCAUCAUUUCCAGAAAGGACAUCACAGGUAAACUGAAGGACCCUGCGAACUUUCAGUAUCCUGCCGAGUCUGUUCUGGCUUAUAAAGAAGGCCGUCUGAGCCCAGAUAUUGUGGCUGAACAAAAGAAGCUGGAAGCCGCAGACCUUGUGAUAUUCCAGUUCCCCCUGCAGUGGUUUGGAGUCCCUGCCAUUCUGAAAGGCUGGUUUGAGCGAGUGUUCGUAGGAGAGUUUGCUUACACGUACACUGCCAUGUAUGACAAAGGACCCUUCCAGAGUAAGAAGGCCGUGCUUUCCAUCACCACUGGUGGCAGCGGCUCCAUGUACUCUCUGCAAGGGAUUCACGGGGACAUGAAUGUCAUUCUCUGGCCAAUUCAGAGUGGCAUUCUGCAUUUCUGUGGCUUCCAAGUCUUAGAACCUCAGCUGACAUAUAGCAUUGGGCACACUCCAGCAGAUGCCCGAAUUCAGAUCCUGGAAGGAUGGAAGAAACGCCUGGAGAAUAUUUGGGAUGAGACACCACUGUAUUUUGCUCCAAGCAGCCUCUUUGACCUAAACUUCCAGGCAGGAUUCUUAAUGAAAAAAGAGGUACAGGAUGAGGAGAAAAACAAGAAAUUUGGCCUUUCUGUGGGCCAUCACUUGGGCAAGUCCAUCCCAACUGACAACCAGAUCAAAGCUAGAAAAUGAGAUUCCUAAGACUGGAUUUUCUUCUAACAUGUUAUCAAAUCUGGGUGUCUUUCCAGGCUUCCCUGGCUUGCUUUAGUUUUUAAGAUUUGGGUUUUUCUUUUUCCACAAGGAAUUAAUAGGAGAGGGAAUCGACUGUAUUCGUGCAUUUUUGGAUCAUUUUUGACUGACUCUUAUGAUUACUAUCAUGGCAUAUAACCAAAAUCCGACUGGGCUUAAGAGGCCACUUAGGGAAAGAUGUAGAAAGAUGCUAGAAAAUGUUCUUUAAAGGCAUCUACACAAUUUAAUUCCUAUUUUUAGGGCUAAAGUUUUAGGGUAAAGUUUGGCUGGGUAUCAUUCAACUCUCCAAUGUUCUAUUAAUCACCUCUCUGUAGUUUAUGGCAGAAGGGAAUUGCUCAGAGAAGGAAAAGACUGAAUCUACCUGCCCUAAGGGACUUGUUUGGUAGUUAGUAAUCUAAUGCUUGUUUAUGAUAUUUCUUGCUUUCAAUUACAAUGCAGUGACUAAUAUGCCUAGCACAAGUAUCACUCUUCGUCAACUUUUGUUGUUUGUAUACAGUACACAGAUACCUUGAAAGGAAGAGCUAAUAAAUCUCUUUACUGCAGUCAUCUACUUUUUUUUUUUUUUUUUUUUGAGACGGAGUCUCGCUCUGUCGCCCAGGCUGGAGUGCAGUGGCGCAAUCUUGGCUCACUGCAAGCUCUGCCUCCCGGGUUCACGCCAUUCUCCUGCCUCAGCCUCUCCGAGUAGCUGGGACUACAGGCGCCCACCACCACGCCCGGCUAAUUUUUUUUUUUUGUAUUUUUAGUAGAGACGGGGUUUCACCGUGGUCUCGAUCUUCUGACCUCGUGAUCCGCCCGCCUCGGCCUCCCAAAGUGCUGGGAUUACAAGCGUGAGCCACCGCGCCCGGCCUACUUUUUUUUUUUAAUUAAAAAUAAUUUUUUUUGAAGCAGUCUUGCGCUGUCACCCAGGCUGGAGUGCAGCGGCGUGAUCUCGGCUCACUGCAACCUCUGCCUUCCAAGUUCCAGCGAUUCUCCUGCCUCAGCCUCCCUAGUAGCUGGGAUGACAGGCGCCUGCCAUCAUGCCUGGCUAAUUUUUAAAUUUUUAGUAGAGACGGGGUUUCACUAUGUUGGCCAGGCUGGUCUCGAACUCGUGACCUCAGGUGAUCCGCCUGCCUCAGCCUCCCAAAGUGCUGGGAUUACAGGUGUGAGCCACUGCACCUGGCCUUUGCAAUCUUCUACUUUAAGGUUUGCAGAGGUAAACCAAUAAAUCCACACUGUACAUCUGCAAUAUGAAUUCAAGAAAGGAAAUAGUACCUUCAAUACUUAAAAACAGCCUUCCACAAAAAUACUUUAUUCCUGAUCUAUACAAACUUUCAGAAGGUUAUUUUCUUUAUCAUUGCUAAACUGAUGACUUACCAUGGGAUGGGGUCCAGUCCCAUGACUUUGGGGUACAAUUGUAAACCUAGAGUUUUAUCAACUUUGGUGAACAGUUUUGGCAUAACAGUCAAUUUCUACUUCUAGAAGUCAUCUCAUCCCACUGUUAGUAUGAUAUAAUUCAAGGAGCAUAUGAUAAAACACUGCCCUCUUGUGGUGCAUUGAAAGAAGAGAUGAGAAAUGAAAAGGUUGCCUGAAAAAUGGGAGACAGCCUCUUACUUGCCAAGAAAAUGAAGGGAUUGGACCGAGCUGGAGAACCUCCUUUACCAGAUGCUGACUGGCACUGGUGGUUUUUGCUCUCGACAGUAUCUACAAUAGCUGACGGCUUGGUGUUUCAGUUUGAAAAUAUUUUCUGUUGCCUUCAUCUUCACUGCAAUUUUGUGUAAAUUUCUCAAAGAUCUGAAUUAAAUAAAUAAAAUUCAUUUCUACAAAA